GCGCCCGCGGGGAUCGGCGCGUCUACCCCCGGACCCCUGAGGCAGGCGCGCCGGGAACCCUGCAGACCCCCGGCACCUGAGGCCGGAGGGGCGCUCCCCUCCCCGUAGCCCGGCCCGGGGCGGGGUCUGCAGGCGACGCGGGGCAGCAGGCCGGACGGGGCCUGGUGCUCCCGCCCUCGGCCGUCCACGUGACGGGAAGCGGCGGGGCCGGGCUGGAGCCGGGGCCGGGGCCGGGGCCCAGGAGCGCGCAGCCCGGGGCGCGGGGCCCGGAGCAGCCGGAGCGCGGGCCGGUCAGCCGCAGACAUGAUGAGCACCAAGGCGUUCACCCUGGUCCCCGCCGUCGAGCGGGAGCAGCUGAUGGGCGACAGGGAAUGGGUGUCACUGGAGUGUGUGGAGUGCUGCGGCCGGAACCUGUACGUGGGCACCAGCGACUGCUUCGUGUACCACUUCCUGCUGGAGGAGAAGACCGUGCCCGGCGGGUCGGCCACGUUCACGGCCACCAAGCAGCUGCACAGACACCUGGGUUUCAAGAAGCCGGUGAAUGAGCUGCGGGCGGCGUCGGCCCUCCACCGGCUGCUGGUGCUCUGUGACGGCUGCAUCACCCUGGUCCACAUGCUGAGCCUGGAGCCCGUGCCCUCGGGCGCCCGUAUCAAGGGGGCCACGGCCUUUGCCUUGAAUGAGAACCCGGUGAGCGGAGACCCCUUCUGCGUGGAGGUCUGCAUCAUCUCCGUCAAGCGCAGAACCAUCCAGGUGUUCCUGGUGUACGAGGACCGCGUGCAGAUCGUCAGGGAGGUGUCCACUCCGGAGCAGCCCCUGGCAGUGGCGGUGGACGGCCACUUCCUGUGCCUGGCCCUGACCACCCAGUACAUCAUCCUCAACUAUAGCACGGGCGUCGCCCAGGACCUGUUUCCCUUCUGCAGCGAGGAGAAGCGGCCCAUCGUCAAGAGGAUAGGGAGACAGGAGUUCCUCCUGGCAGGCCCCGGCGGAUUGGGCAUGUUUGCCACGGUGGCCGGGAUAUCUCAGCGCGCGCCCGUGCACUGGUCAGAGAACGUGGUUGGGGCAGCCGUCUGCUUCCCAUACGUCAUUGCCCUCGACAGCGAGUUCAUCACCGUUCACAGCAUGCUGGACCAGCAGCAAAAGCAGACCCUGCCCUUUAAGGAAGGUCACAUCCUCCAGGAUUUUGAAGGAAGACUGAUCGUCGCCACGAGUAAAGGAGUUUACGUCUUGGUUCCAUUACCUCUGGAAAAACAAAUACAGGAUCUUCUAGCAAGCCGGAGAGUGGAGGAGGCUCUGGUUCUAGCAAAAGGCGCCCGGAGGAACAUUCCGAAGGAAAAAUUUCAGGUCAUGUACCGGCGGAUCCUGCAGCAGGCGGGCUUCAUACAGUUUGCGCAGCUUCAGUUCCUGGAGGCUAAAGAACUCUUCAGAAGCGGCCAGCUCGACGUGCGGGAGCUGAUCUCCCUGUACCCCUUCCUGCUGCCCACGUCCUCCUCGUUCACCCGGUCCCACCCUCCUCUGCACGAGUUUGCAGACCUCAACCAGCUGACCCAGGGCGACCAGGAGAAGGUGGCCAAGUGCAAGCGCUUCCUCAUGAGCUACCUGAACGAAGUCCGCAGCACGGAGGUGGCCAACGGCUACAAGGAGGACAUCGACACGGCUCUGCUCAAGCUGUACACGGAGGCUGACCACGACAGCCUGCUGGACCUCCUGGUCACCGAGAACUUCUGUCUGCUCACCGACAGCGCCGCCUGGCUGGAGAAGCACAAAAAGUACUUUGCACUGGGGCUGCUCUAUCAUUACAACCACCAAGACGCUGCUGCCGUUCAGCUGUGGGUGAGCAUCGUCAACGGGGAUAUUCACGACUCCACGCGCUCAGACCUGUACGAGUACAUCGUGGAUUUCCUCACCUACAGCCUCGACGCAGACCUCGUGUGGCAGUAUGCUGACUGGGUCUUGCAGAAAAAUCCGGAGGUUGGAGUUCAAGUUUUCACCAAGAGACCUGUGGACGAACAGCAGAGUAGAUUUAACCCAGAUGAUAUCAUCAGUUGCCUUAAGAAAUACCCGCAAGCCCUGGUCAAGUACCUAGAACAUCUGGUCAUGGACAGGAGACUGCAGAAGGAGGGGUACCACACGCACUUAGCCGUCCUCUACCUGGACGAGGUGCUGCAGCAGAGGCCCAGCGCCAGUGGCAAGGAUGCAGAAGUGACCGAGACGCAGGCGAAGCUACGACGCCUGCUCCAGCAAUCCGAUUUGUACCAAGUCCACUUUCUGCUGGACAGGAUCCGGGGCGCCGGGCUCCCCAUGGAGAGCGCCAUCCUGCUCGGGAAGCUGGAGCAGCACGAGGAGGCCCUGCGCAUCCUGGUCCACGAGCUGGCCGACUUCCCGGCAGCGGAGGGCUACUGCCUGUGGCGCUCCGAGGGCCGGGCCCCGCCCUACCGCCGGCAGCUCUUCCAGCUGCUGCUGGCCAUCUACCUGGGCCCCGGCCCCUCUGCGCCCGAGCUGGCCGUGGCCGCCGUGGACCUCCUGAACCGCCGUGCCACCGAGUUCGACGCGGCCCAGGUCCUGCAGCUGCUGCCGGGCACGUGGUCGGUGCAGCUGCUCUGCCCGUUCCUGACGGGGGCCGUGAGGGACAGCGUCCACGCCCGGAGGACCACUCAGGUGGCUAUGGGCCUGGCCAAGUCCGAAAACUUGAUCUACAAGUACGACAAGAUGAAGCUGAAAGGAAGCUCAGUUCGGCUCUCGGACAAAAAGCUUUGCCAGAUGUGCCGAAACCCCUUUUGCGAGCCCGUGUUUGUUAGGUAUCCCAACGGUGGUCUCGUCCAUACCCACUGUGCGGCCAGCAGGCACACGAACCCCAGCUCCCCCAGCCCCGGGGCUCGGACUUGAAGAGGCUGGGCCGAGGGCGCCUUACCAAGCCGGCCAGGUGCACAGAGUAGGCGGCCGCGUCAGCCGCCAUCUGGUGCCGGGGGGCUUCAGUCGUGGGAAAUGGGAUGCGGCCGACCCCCUGCAUCGGAUGGAAAUGGAUAAUCCCCGAAAUAGAGACAGGCCAGAUUCACCCGUCCAGGGACAUCGCCACCCAAAACAGAUGUCUGCUCUGAAAGGAAAUGAGCCUUCCUGUGCCACCCGGACAAACCAGACCCCGCACCCCGAGCCCCGAUCUGUAGACACGUAUUUGCACUGGAAACGUUUGCUCCGGUGGCACGGAGGG
This is a messenger RNA of Aethalodelphis obliquidens (Pacific white-sided dolphin), 3205 nucleotides long. It is a transcript of the gene TGFBRAP1, whose product is annotated as transforming growth factor beta receptor associated protein 1. Lineage: Eukaryota; Metazoa; Chordata; Mammalia; Artiodactyla; Delphinidae. Gene Ontology annotation, biological process: endosomal vesicle fusion; vesicle-mediated transport; autophagy. The record is from RefSeq and is a predicted model, not a curated record. Bases 304 to 2883 code for a protein of 859 amino acids. The transcript has 12 exons. Gene Ontology annotation, cellular component: membrane; cytoplasm.